This is a messenger RNA of Kuraishia capsulata CBS 1993, 579 nucleotides long. RefSeq lists its product as uncharacterized. The transcript has a single exon. Bases 1 to 579 code for a protein of 192 amino acids. The record is from RefSeq and is a predicted model, not a curated record. NCBI's taxonomy places the organism in Eukaryota, Fungi, Ascomycota, Pichiomycetes, Pichiales, Pichiaceae. Gene Ontology annotation, cellular component: membrane; endomembrane system.
AUGUCGUCCAAUAAAAACCAAGAGGAUAGUAUCAGAAAGGAGGGAUUCGGUGCGGUAGACUACAUCAGAAUUCUCGGAGGAAUUUUGUUGCUGAACGCAAUACUAUCCAACUGGUUCACAGGGUCAUCCACUUGGGGAUACAGUGGGAAGUGGCUCAAUCCACAGUUUCUUGGACACCAGGUGAGCAAAACUAACAUGGUGCUGACUGAUCAUGAGCUCAAAUUGUUUAACGGACAGGUCACCGGUUUUCCUAUUUAUAUCGCCGUCAACGGCACGAUAUAUGAUGUUACGGCUUCGAAGGAGAUUUAUGGGCCCGGUGGACCAUAUGCGAAAUUCGCAGGAAAAGACGCCACCCGGGUUCUUGUGACUGGAUGUUUGAACAAGGAUGACGAAUACACCUAUGAUUUACGAGGACUUGAUCAGGACGACGUGGAGGAGGCAAUCCAGUCCUGGACCUCGUUUUACGAGUCACACAAGAAGUACUGGAAAGUUGGCGAAGUCACUCACAUUCCUGUGUCGGGAGAUCCUCCUGCACCAUGUCUGGACGGAUCAAAGUAUCCUGGAGGAAUCAAAACAUGA